AUGGAAGGAACUCCGGUCGUGACACAAACUCCAAUGUCGCAAGACACGCCGACCUCCCCAAGGCGACCACCGACGGCCACACCAUCCGGCACAGGGGCCUCAGGCCAGAGCCCUCCCUCCCUGUCUCCACACGUUUCCGUCGUCGCUGGCGGCCGUGCAGGCAAGGUGCUCGACGAAAUGCCUCCUGACACGCCAGGGCUCGUCGUCGCAGCUCCCGAGCCGCAGCGGCGGUCUUGGGCGGACGUCCCGCUGGACAUCCUCGGGAUCGUGGCCGGCCGCCUCCCCUGCGUCGAGGACCGCGCCAGGAUGCGCUCCGUCUGCGCCGCCUGGCGCGCGGCGGCGCGCCUCCACCGCCCGCCGCCGCCGCCGCUCCCCCUGCUCGUCCACGCGGACUUCGCCUUCUCCAGCUUCUCCCCCGACGGGGCCACGACGGGCACGCGUCGCGUCCCGCUGCCCGUGGGAGUGGCGGCCGACGACGUCCGGUGCGUGGGCUCGUUCGAGGGGUGGCUCGCCGGCGUGCGGCCGAACAAAGGUCGCUACUUUGGCGAUGCUGAGUGCUUCCUGAUGAACCCUUUCUCCCGGGACGUGCUCCGUCUCCCGCCUCCCUCCGCGUCCUCUCAUUUCGUCGACGCCUACAGUAGAUCCCUCCCCAUCAUCGGCGGCUCUGGUGUGCUUGAGUGCACAAUCAACGCCGCUCAGUACGUGAUGUCGUUCUGCAAGGUGAUCUUGUCCUCCUCGCCUGAUUCUGGGUCCAAAUGCAUUGUGGCUGCCUUCUCUGUGCAUAGGAACGGAGCCAAGCUCGCUCUCUGGCGGCCCGGGAUGACGUCGUGGUGCGUGUGCCUUGGUGGCUGCAUCAGCAAGUUCAGUGACAUUACCUUCUACCAGGGCAAGAUUUAUGUGCUCAGCGAGCUCACCACAAACCUCUUUGUCGUUGAGACAGCAGAUGACGACGACUCUGGGCUGAUGGUUUCUCGUGUCGAGCGUUGCGUGGCCGAGCGGCCUGAGAUCAAGGGUAGCUACACACAGAGGUGGAACUUGGUAGAAUGGCAUGGAAAAUUGUUGCUCAUCGCCAGACACUUAGGUGGCGGUGAAGGCUGGCACGAUAUUUGCAAGGUUGGAGUAUAUAUGGUGGAUUUAAGCACUAAACCUCUUCAAUUCACUGAGAUUAACACCUUGGAUGGCGACUGUAUCUUCAUCAGCCCGUGCAGCAGCAAAUCGUUUGAUGCGUCGGAGUAUGACGGGGUGGAAGGCAAUGUUAUCUACUUCAUCGAUGGCUAUCUCUGCCAUGCUAAAAAUGGUCCCCCGUUUGAUAAGUUCAUGUACAACUUGAGCGAUGGUACAUUUGCGCCAUUUGCUGCAGAUUUAUCAGAGUGCAACUUUCAGGCACCAGAUGGCAAGCCGAUGAGUCAAACGUGGUUGUUUCCUUCUGAAUGA
Messenger RNA from Triticum turgidum subsp. durum (durum wheat), 1434 nucleotides. The record is from the annotation of a GenBank genome assembly. NCBI's taxonomy places the organism in Eukaryota, Viridiplantae, Streptophyta, Magnoliopsida, Poales, Poaceae.